This is a messenger RNA of Dentiscutata heterogama, 215 nucleotides long. NCBI's taxonomy places the organism in Eukaryota, Fungi, Glomeromycota, Glomeromycetes, Diversisporales, Gigasporaceae. The record is from the annotation of a GenBank genome assembly.
CAAAAAAUAAUAAUCAGACAUUAAGAUAUGUUGGAGUGAUUGAUCCUAUUGGUGGUGAAAGUGGAGUCAAGUUGGUUAGUGAUAAUAUUAUUGCAUUUACAACCCAGAGGUUCCCUAACCCUUUGAUUAUUCAAGGAGCUGGUGCUGGAGCUGCUGUUACAGCCUUUGGAGUAUUUUCCGAUAUUUUGAAAAUUGCGGAUAGACUUGAAUCAUAA